Molecule: messenger RNA, 261 nt
Organism: Aureobasidium pullulans EXF-150
Lineage: Eukaryota; Fungi; Ascomycota; Dothideomycetes; Dothideales; Saccotheciaceae
Exons: 1
Coding region: 59-229 (56 amino acids)
Source: RefSeq, a predicted model, not a curated record
CUCCCGAUAGGCGAAACUUGCGACUCGGAAAGACUUGUGCAUUUCCACAGCUACCUACAUGAUCCACCUGAGAAAUUGUGACACAAAAUUGUUCUACUUCAUCUGUGUUAACUGUAUUUUGGUCUCAUGCUCCUCAGCCAGUGGUAUUGGGGUUAGAGUUGACAUAUGGUUUCCCAUCAGGGUCAGCCUGGCAACAAUGAGUGAGAAGUCGGUUGUUAAUCAUCAGUGAACAGCGAACUAAGGGCCCAAGACUGACUGCUA